Molecule: messenger RNA, 4176 nt
Organism: Ectocarpus siliculosus
Lineage: Eukaryota; Phaeophyceae; Ectocarpales; Ectocarpaceae
Source: the annotation of a GenBank genome assembly
AUGCGGGGCCACGAACAGCAGCAAGAUGACCGCGACAACGAGGAGGCAGACGGCAGCAGCAGCAGGGAACUGCGGCAUCGCGCCGCCUCCUCGGCGGCCGCGGCCCCGGAAGCGGGGCGUCUCCACGGAGAGAGGGGGAGGAGAUGCCACUCGAGCGCGGACGUUCACCGGCCGGACGUGAGCGCCCUGUCCGUGGAGAUAGCCGUGGCCACGGUGCAGAACAAUCAGCGGCAGCAGAGGCAGCAACGCGAGCAGCACAACGCCGCCCAGAACGAGCACCACGUUCCGGCGGGACUGAUGACUGGAGUAGGGACAGCGGCAGCAGCAGCAGCUGGAGCGGGCAGCAGGAAAGCCCCCCACAGACGAGCGAGUUCUCUGGUCUCGCGUGUGUUCGGCGGGAGUGCGGGCAGCAGCGCGGCGAGGGAGUAUCGGGCGGCGUCGAUGGAGGAGCGGCACGGUAGGGGCUCUUCCAGCACCGACAGAGCGAGCUCGACAGACCCAAAGCACGACGGCGACGAGGAAAAGCGGGCAGAGCAGUGGAGAGACGAGGAAGAGGAAGAGGAGGAGGAGGAGGAAGACUCCCAGCACCAGCACGUCGUUCGACGCCACGAGCCCCAGCGCUCGGUGCCCAGCGUCGUCGAUCUCUUCCGGCUCGAGCCCUCUAGCUUCACCCAGCCUACUACGCCCGCGGCCGCUCUCCCUUCUCCCUUGGUCGCCGGACGUACCCCUCCCGCUGUUGCUGCUUCCCUCUCUGCGGAAGAUCUUGCCGCAUCCCUCCAGGCCUUCUCUGUAGGGCAGCACCAGCAGCAGCAGACGUCACCAGCUGCUCGCUACGCGCCCUCCACUCCGCCCCCGUCAGCGUACCGAGACGAGAGCGCGGCAACGGUUGCACCUUCGCCAAUACCACCAGACGGAUCGAAUCACCACCACGCGACCGGCGUGAGCAGGAGAGGAGGCAGCGGCGGCGACGAUGCACGUUCUUCCGCUUCUCCCCGGGGUAGAAGCAGCGACGACGGAAGGUACCAGCCGCACCAGGGCGGGGAGCAGCAACAGCAGGGCGUGCUACCGCCGCCGCCGCCGCUGGAGGACUGCACGGCGGUGCCGGGGGGGGUCACGGCCCGCGACAAGGAGCAGCGGCAGCUCCUGUACGGCGGCGUGGUGACUUAUCCCCUCCGGGGGGGUGGCGAUGAUGAUGAUGAUGAUGAUGAUGAUGCCGAGGGCGAAGAGGACGACGACGCGCUCGGCGCCUUGCAACAGCAGCAGCAGGAGGAGCUCAGCUUUGCCCGCCACCUGAGGGAGGCUUCCACCAAUACGGUGGACGCCGGAAGGGAGGGUCGGAUGGCGUACGGCGGCGGCGCGGCGGCGGACUGGGGCGCGGGGCGACCAGACGGGUACCACUUGCGACAGAGGGAGGGAGGAGACACGACCUCGUUGGAUGCCUUAGAGGCGGGCGGUGUAGCUCGCCAUCACCGAGGGAGCAGCGAAACAAUGAAGACCAUGUCGCGCUCGGGGACCCCGAGCUCUCGGUGUGGAACUCCGGGCAGCUCCGCAGGCGGCAGGUCGAGGGGAGGGGCGUCGGCGUCGGUGGCGUCGUCGCACAUCAACUCUCUCGGAAGGGGGGCUAGUGGAGAUGGCGGGGGCGCAGGCGGCGGAACGAUGAAACGACCAUCUGCCCGGCUGCAGAACGAAGCAAAACACGUCUCUGACCAAAAGCGAGGUGUGACGACGUCGUACAAGAGCGAGGAGCUGUACAAGCAAUACCACAAGAUCUCCUUCUUCCUGGUGGUGAUGGGCGUCGUCAUCGGCCUCGGCUCUCACGGCAUCGACGAGGGCAUAGAACUUUUUGUGCACUUGGGCGAAGAGAUAAUGGAAAAGGGCGGGGCGUUGCUGGGCGGCAGCACCGGGGCGAAGUUUUUCUUCUUUUUGCUUUACGACAUCAUUCUCACGGGGAUCGCGGCGAUGUUGACGGCGUACUUUUCGCCGGGAGUGGAAGGGUCCGGCAUCCCGGCGAUGAAGUACAUGAUGGACACGGACGACCUGGCCAACAAGCUCCGGUCGUUUACCCUCGUCGCUGUCGUGGUCAAGGCGUGCGGUCUGAUGCUGGCGGCGGGCGGGGGGCUCAACGUCGGACGAGAAGGGCCGUACACACACCUGGGGGGCAUGGUGUCGUACCAGCUCAUACGGCGGGUCCCAUUUUUCAAUGACAUCUUGAAGAAGGAGACCGUCUUGCGUCAGGUGCUUGCGGCGUCGGUGGCGGUGGGGCUCUCCAGCACCUUCGCGGCAACGAUCGGGGGCGUGCUGUUCUCCAUAGAGAUCACGACGCUCUACUACGACGUGGGCAACUACUUCAAGGCCUUCGUGGCGGCCAUCUCCGGCACGGUGGCCGUCAGCGUCGUUCGCCACCUCGCCGACUUCCCGGAGUACAUCGAGAGGGAUUUCUCGAAGGACGAGUUCGAGGUGUGGCAGUACCCGGUGUUCGCGACGAUGGGGGUACUCUGCGGCUUGGUGGGGCCCCUGUACAUUAACUUCCGUCUCAACAUGCUUAAGCUGGGACGCAAGCUGGGGAAGCACUCGAUACGGGCAGUGCCUGCUCGACGAUGGGAGUACGUCAGGGCCGCAACCGCGGUAGCGUGCCUGGCGGCGACAAUGACGGCAGUGCUUUCUUUUUUCCCGGGUCGAUUCACGCGACUGACUCCCCUUACGACGUUUAAACACCUCCUGAGCAAGGGCGACCUGUCCAGCAUCUGGAGUUCGGGCUUCACAGACAACAUCUUCAUCGCCCUCCCUGUAUCUAUCGUGACGUGGAUAAUAACGGCGGCAAUGGGAACGAGCGUUACGGUCCCUUCGGGCGAUUUUAUUCAGACUACGGUGAUCGGCGCCACGGUGGGGCGUUUGAUUGGAGAAGUUCUGGCGGUCAACUUGAGCGAGUCUUGGGGUGUUGUCCCUUCGACGUUCGCCCUAGUUGGCGCCGCGGCUAUGAGCUGCGGAGCAACACAGACCAUCUCCGCCGCGGUGGUCAUCCUCGAGAUGACGGGGUCCUUUGACUUGGACAAGCCGGUUCUCCUGGCGGCCGUGGUGGCCUGCGGUUUCAGCCGAAAGUUCGGCCUCAACAUCUAUGACUCCGUCAUGAGGCUGAACGGGCUGGAGUCUCUGUACGGUCUGGACAUGCGUCGGAGUGAAGAGAUGACCGCGAAGGACAUCAUGGACUCCGAUCUUAAGGUCGUUCCAUGUCAGACGACGAUCGGGGAGCUGGUCCGGCUGCUAAGAGGCGGCGAAGGCGGGUUGAGUAUGUUCGAGUCCUACCCAGUCGUGACUGGCCUGGAGGGCAUGGCAUUCGUCGGCACCGUCUCCCGAAAAGACCUGGUGCACAUCGUCCUGACCGGAGGUUCGGAAACGUGCUGCGACUCGGACGCCUACUUCGAUUACGUCAUCGACAAGCUCCCCAAGAAGGACGUGUCCGCCUCGUGGGAUCGCCUGGGGGAAGGGCUGCACAGCAAGGACAAGACCAACCUCUUCGCGCGCCUCCCCGACCACGUAAAACAGGCCGUCGAGGGAGCCCCCGCGGCCAACACCGUGCGCGCGUUGAGGCUGCUGGGCGACAAGAUCGGUAACAUGGCGUCGGACUUGUCCUUCAUUCGCGGGGGCGGAUCGACCCUCGGGAGACGGUCGGGUCGGAACUCGGGGUCCGUGACGCGGAGCAAUCGCGACACCGGGGACAGGAGGGAGGCCACUAGCUCGCGGAUGACCCUCAACACGCUGUUGGAGGCCAACUGGGAUCCGGAUAGACUGGACGACCCCUUCGGCGGCCGGCCGGUAGAUCUCACCGCUAUUGCCCAGAGAGCGACGGGUGACAUACAGAUCGACCGGUCUGUGUGGAAGGCCCACGAGAACAUGCCUCUCAAGAACGUCUACCUCCUCUUCGCGAACCUGCGGUGCAUCCGCCUGUUCAUCAUCUCCGGCGACAGGCUAACGGGCAUCAUCUCUCGCUCCAUCCUUUUCAACGCGAUGUCCAAGAGGGAGGGAUUGCUGUCGCUCAUCGACACCGGCAGGAGCAUACCGGACAAGGACAGGGGUCGCGCUCGAGCCUCCCGUUCGGUGUCGGCUAGGAAGAAGAAGCACUGGGUGGACGUUUUCUUUGGGGAGAGGUCUAGGAGAGGCCCUCACCAGGUUUUCUGA